UCUUCUUUCUCUACCGAAUAUUUUCAUUUUCUUCGUCUCCUUAUUCUACCUCUUCUUGCGGUAUUCUUUCUUGUUUGGGUUACAAAAUUGGAUCGCAGAUUCAACCCGAGAAGUCAAUUCAAUCUUUCUUCUCAAUUCUUUCUUCUCAGUCCAAUCUUUAUUUCUCACAGUCAAAUUUUCCACUAUGGCUCCAACCCCUUCUUCCAAACAAAACUACCCCACCCAGAUGAAGACUCCACAGUCCAAGCACCGUCUCAAUUUCCAUGGCCCCAAAUCAGCACUGCAAAUGCACCCUUCUCCCAACCCGAAUUGUGCUGCAAACAAGGAACCCCCUCCUGAACACCCAAUUGAAGUAGUUGCCAGAAUCCGUGACUACCCAGAUCGAAAGGAUAAGCCUUUAUCUGUUCUUCAAACCAGUUCCAACUUGAGUUCUAUCCGGGUUCGAGCUGAUUUUGGGUACCGAGAUUUCACCCUUGAUGGGGUUUCUGUGUCUGAGGAAGAGGACCUGGAUGUGUUCUAUAAAAAGUUUGUGGAGUCGAGGAUCAAUGGAGUUAAGCUUGGGGACAAGUGCACCAUCAUGAUGUAUGGACCAACCGGUUCUGGGAAGAGUCACACAAUGUUUGGGUGCUCGAAGCAGGCAGGGAUUGUGUAUAGGUCUCUUAGGGACAUUCUUGGGGAUGGGGAUAAUGCAGAUGGAGAUUCUAGGGGUGAUUCAAGAGAAGAGCAUCUCGGGUUGGGGACUUUUGUUCAAGUCACUGUUUUGGAGAUUUACAAUGAGGAGAUUUAUGAUCUGUUGUCCACCAAUGGAGGAGGUGGAGGGGGAGGAUUUGGAUUUGGCUGGCCUAAGGGGGGUAGUGCUUCAAAGGUGAAACUUGAAGUGAUGGGGAAAAAGGCCAAGAAUGCUACCUAUAUAUCUGGAAAUGAAGCAGGGAAGAUCUCAAAAGAAAUUCAGAAAGUGGAGAAGCGGAGGAUUGUUAAAAGCACACUUUGUAAUGAUAGAAGCUCCAGAAGUCACUGCAUGGUAAUCCUUGAUGUCCCAACUGUGGGAGGGCGACUAAUGCUCGUAGACAUGGCAGGAUCAGAAAAUAUUGAACAAGCUGGUCAAAUUGGAUUUGAGGCCAAAAUGCAGACUGCAAAAAUCAAUCAAGGAAAUAUAGCGCUGAAGAGAGUGGUGGAGUCCAUUGCAAAUGGUGAUUCGCAUGUACCAUUUAGGGACAGCAAACUUACCAUGCUUCUGCAGGAUUCCUUUGAAGAUGAUAAGUCAAAAAUUCUAAUGAUACUGUGUGCAAGUCCCGAUCCUAAGGAGAUACACAAGACAAUCUCUACACUUGAAUAUGGGGCAAAAGCAAAAUGCAUAGUCCGUGGUCCUCAUACUCCAGUGAAGGAUGAGGAAUCCUCUUCUGCUGUCAUUUUGGGAUCAAGAAUUGCUGCAAUGGAUGAAUUUAUCUUGAAGCUACAAAUGGAAAACAAACAAAGAGAGAAAGAGCGUAACGAAGCGCACAAAAAGCUUUUGAAGAAAGAAGAAGAAAUUGCUGCAUUAAGAAAUAAAUUGAACCAGGCAGAAGGAAAAGGAACUCCGCCAAGUGAGGAGGAAAUUAACUUGAAGGUAAAUGAACGCACUCGGCUUCUAAGACAAGAGUUGGAAAAGAAGUUGGCCGAGUGCCAAAGAAUGACCAACGAGUUUGUUGAAUUGGAGAGGAAGAGAAUGGAGGAGAGGAUACUGGAGCAGCAAGAGGAAGUUGAAACUCUGAGAAGGAGAUUAGAAGAAAUUGAGUUGCAGCUAUCUUGUUCAAAGCAAGGGGGGAAUUGUGAGGAAAACGAGUCAAAAGAUAUGGAAUCAAGUGGGUUUAUGAGAAGGCUAUUGCGUGUUUACAAAAGUGAGGAGGAUCCUGGAAUGGUGAAGUCAAUGGAUUUGGACAUGGAUGACCAAGAACCCCUUGGCAGUGAAGUGAACAUCGUUGGAGGAGUUAUGUGUAGGACUGAUUACAAUGUUAAGCAAGACUUUUCAAACCUACCUUGUUCAAAUACUUUGAAUGGUGGAAAAGAUGAUGCUCAUAUCUUUGCACCCAACUUUGGCCAGAGGGUAUGCCUUAGUACAGUAUAUGAGGAAGAGGGAGAAGGAGAUGAAGACAAAGGGGGUGAUGAGGAAGUAGAGAAAGAAGUGAUAGAAGAAACCAAGGUAUGUAGUGUUGAAAAGCCAAGUGCUGAAGGCUCCUUGGCAAUAUUAAAUCUGUCGAACACAAGUCCAAAGAAAGACGAUUGUUGUAUCAAUGUGGAUGACAAGGAUCUUGGGCCCUCUAGACUACUGAGAAUUCAAAACAUAUUCACUCUUUGUGGCAACCAAAGAGAGCUGUCCCAGCACAUUGGAACUCCACUUCCCACAAAAAAGAGAACCGGUGAAAAUUUCGAGUUUUCUCCUGCCAAGACAAUUGACAAGGAUUCCGUUUUCAAGAUCUCUAACAAGGAGAACUUCGAGCCACAAAAUGUUCUGGGAAAUUAGCUUCCGAUUGUGUUUGUACAACAUAUGAUGUUUCCUCCUGGAAACGUGACUACAUUAUCUAACCUUAGUAUUACUUCUGUCUUUUUGCGGUUUUCAUCGGUCUGUAGCUGUGUACAACUUUGUUCUAUAAGUAGUAUAUAUAUGUCUCCCAUUCUUUGUGUUAUU
Messenger RNA from Vigna angularis (adzuki bean), 2665 nucleotides. RefSeq names its product kinesin-like protein KIN-10A. Gene Ontology annotation, molecular function: ATP hydrolysis activity; microtubule binding; ATP binding. Gene Ontology annotation, cellular component: microtubule; kinesin complex. The record is from RefSeq and is a predicted model, not a curated record. The transcript has 5 exons. The coding region runs from base 185 to 2500 and encodes 771 amino acids. Gene Ontology annotation, biological process: microtubule-based movement. Lineage: Eukaryota; Viridiplantae; Streptophyta; Magnoliopsida; Fabales; Fabaceae.